This is a messenger RNA of Drosophila ficusphila, 726 nucleotides long. RefSeq names its product mediator of RNA polymerase II transcription subunit 29 (gene ix). The transcript has a single exon. The record is from RefSeq and is a predicted model, not a curated record. Gene Ontology annotation, molecular function: transcription coregulator activity; transcription factor binding. Gene Ontology annotation, biological process: regulation of transcription by RNA polymerase II. Bases 79 to 648 code for a protein of 189 amino acids. Lineage: Eukaryota; Metazoa; Arthropoda; Insecta; Diptera; Drosophilidae. Gene Ontology annotation, cellular component: mediator complex.
GUUUUUCUACUAACAAGAAAAUAAACAAACGGAGUCAAAUUUAUUUAUCCGUAGAAAUCAAACUUUUUUUCGUGCAAAAUGAAUCCGAACAUGAACAUGAUGCCCAUGUCGGGACCGCAGAUGAUGCAGGUGAUGCAGUCGUCGCCGUCAGGACCUCCUGGACCUGUGCCCGUCCAGCAUCAACAGCAACAACAGCCCCAGCAGUUGCAGCAGCAGCCGGCCGAAAAGUUGGACAACAUAUCCCGGGUUAAGAGUCUGCUGGGUCCUCUGCGAGAGUCCAUGUUUCUCACUAUACGGUCGAGUGCCUUUACAUUGCAACAGAACAAUCUCGCGGAUAACUUGAAGAGGGACACCGGAGCUCACCACGUACCUCGAUUUGAUAAGCACUUGGAAGACUUUUACGCCUGCUGCGACCAAAUCGAGAUUCAUUUGAAGACAGCUAUGCAAUGCCUUCAGCAGCAGAACUCCUCAAAUCAUUACCUCCCAGGACCGGUUACCCCGAUGCGCAUGGAAACCUUCAUGCCGGAUAACGCCGGCCCCAUACCUUAUCCUACGUACUUAAAUACAGUCCGGGUACACGUCCAGUCGGCCAAGGACAUCCAUGAUACCCUCAUCAGCGCUGCCCAAAACAUUUCACAGGCUGAUUGAUAGUUUGUGGGGCACUAGAGCUUAUUGUUUAGCAUCAUAAGAUUAUAAUUAGAAAUAAAUACUGAGAAGAAAAAAUGA